Rhizophagus irregularis DAOM 181602=DAOM 197198 is the source of this 399-nucleotide messenger RNA. The record is from RefSeq and is a predicted model, not a curated record. Lineage: Eukaryota; Fungi; Glomeromycota; Glomeromycetes; Glomerales; Glomeraceae.
AAGUAGCAUUAUUGAAUUAUAUACCCAUUUUGAUGAUACAUACAAUAUAGAUUAUGAAUUUCAAGAAAGAGAGUAUAUAAUGCUUUGUGCUACAGGAUGUACGAAUAUUACUCCAUAUAACAAAAAUAUUUCUUGUAAGGAGUUUUGGACGAAUACAUCUGAACCUGAAAAAGAUCAUGAAACAAUUGCCAAAUUAUAUGCAGAAGAACUUUUGUAUGUAACUUCACCAACUUGUGCAUUAUGGGAUUGUUUUCGUAAUAGUUAUAAUACAAAUUCCAAAGAAAUAGAUGGUAAAAUACACAUAUUAUUAAUAAUUGCAGAAAAAUUUACAUAUAAGGAGAUAAUUGAAGAGUUAAAGAUUUCACCUAAUUCAGUUAAUGCAGCACAAAAACAUUCCAG